Tachysurus vachellii is the source of this 1858-nucleotide messenger RNA. RefSeq names its product claudin 18 (gene cldn18). Bases 92 to 832 code for a protein of 246 amino acids. Gene Ontology annotation, biological process: bicellular tight junction assembly; cell adhesion. Gene Ontology annotation, cellular component: plasma membrane; bicellular tight junction. The record is from RefSeq and is a predicted model, not a curated record. Lineage: Eukaryota; Metazoa; Chordata; Actinopteri; Siluriformes; Bagridae. Gene Ontology annotation, molecular function: structural molecule activity. The transcript has 5 exons.
CUUGAGGUCCCUCCCUGUUCACUUUAUCUCAGAGUCUCUAGCUGUCCGAUUCAGCUGAAGUCCACAGGAGCGAAGCUUGGAGAAAUUAAACAUGGCAACCUCCGGGUUACAGAUCGGCGGAUUCCUUCUAGGACUCAUCGGAGUGGCUGCGGUCAUCGCCGCCACCGCCAUGAACAACUGGAGCACGCAGGACCGCCAGGGCGACGUGGUCACCGCCGUGUACACGUACAAGGGCCUGUGGCAGGACUGCGAGGUGUCUACCUCUGGCUUCACCGAGUGCCGGCCGCUCUACGGCCUCCUGGGAUACUCAGGUCAGUUCCAGGCGGUGAGAGCCAUGAUGAUAGUCGGCAUUAUCUUGGGUUUGGUUGCAAGCGUGAUCUCGUUGUUCUCUCUGAAAUGUUUCAAGGCGGGAAACACUGAGGAUUCGACCAAAGCCAAAAUGACGCUGACGGCAGGAAUCAUGUUCGUUAUUUCAGGAAUCUGUGGCAUCACCGGAGCUUCCAUUUAUGCCAAUCAGAUCGUCGCCAGCUUCAUGAUGACAAACUACAACCCUAAUUAUGGCGGGAUGAACCAGAUGGGAGGAAUGGGAAUGGGAGAAAUGGGAGGAAUGGGAGGAAUGGGAAUGUCUAUGGCUAACAGGUUCACGUUCGGACCGGCUCUCUUCGUGGCCUGGAUCGGAGGAGGCAUGCUGCUCAUAGGAGGAGUUUUAAAGUGUGUGGCCUUCAGAGGCUUGCACGCCGAGUCCACGCCCUAUAAGUCAGUGGCGUACAAAGCAGCGACUCAUUCGAGAUCAGCAGAUGAGGCCGGUGAGCGGGGACAGAAAUACGUAUAAACAGCGGUAUUAUGUACAGGAUUUACAGCUGUUUCUCACUGACUCUGUACCGUUCUAUCAAACACUCAUUUACUCCUUUGUUUGUCUGGAACACACAAUUUAUCAAGAAAUAAACAUAUUCUCUCUCUCUCAUCCUCCUUUUUCCUUUUUUCUCUUCCCUUGUCCAUCUCUUUAUCUGACCUGCUGUCCAUCUCUCUCUCUCUCACACACACACUCUCGCGCUCUCUCACACACACACUCUCUCUCACACACACUCUCUCUCUCUCACACACACACACACACACUCUCUCUCCCUCACUCUCUCUCACACACUCUUGCUCUCUCUCUAUCUUACACACACUCUCUCUCUCUCACUCACACACUCUCUCUCUCACACACACUCUCUCAUUCUCUGUCACUCUCUCACACUCUCUCACACACACACACUCACACACUCUCUCUCUCACACACACACUCUCGCGCUCUCUCACACACACACUCUCUCUCACACACACUCUCUCUCUCACACACACACACACUCUCUCUCCCUCACUCUCUCUCACACACUCUUGCUCUCUCUCUAUCUUACACACACUCUCUCUCUCUCUCACUCACACACUCUCUCUCUCACACACACUCUCUCAUUCUCUGUCACUCUCUCACACUCUCUCACACACACACACUCUCACACUCUCUCUAUCUCACACACAUACACUCUCUCGCACACUCUCUCUCUCUCUCUCUCACACGCACUCUCUCUCAUUCUCUCUCACUCUCUCACACUCUCUCUCUCUCACACACACACUCUUUCUCACACACACACUCUCUCUCUCAUUCUCUCUCACUCUCUCACUUUCUCUCUCACACACACACUCUCUCACUCACUCUCUCUCUCUGCAGUAUAAUAAACUUUGAUGCUUUAAUAAUAAAUGAGUUAUGACGAUAAACUCCUCUCUCCUUCUCUGCUCCUUUCUGCUGAACUUAUUUUCAUAAUCAAUAUUGUUUUAGAUUUUUUGUAAACAAUAAAUGAAACUGGAUCAGAACUGG